Impatiens glandulifera is the source of this 695-nucleotide messenger RNA. Its product is annotated as probable histone H2A variant 2. The record is from RefSeq and is a predicted model, not a curated record. Gene Ontology annotation, molecular function: structural constituent of chromatin; DNA binding; protein heterodimerization activity. The transcript has 2 exons. NCBI's taxonomy places the organism in Eukaryota, Viridiplantae, Streptophyta, Magnoliopsida, Ericales, Balsaminaceae. Gene Ontology annotation, cellular component: nucleosome. Bases 11 to 427 code for a protein of 138 amino acids.
GAAAGAAAACAUGGCUGGGAAGGGAGGAAAGGGACUUUUGGCAGCAAAAACCACUGCAGCAGCAGCAGCAGCUAGUAAAGAUAAGGAUAAGAAGAGACCCAUUUCGCGUUCAUCUAGAGCUGGCCUACAGUUUCCAGUGGGGAGGAUCCACAGGCAGCUAAAGGCUAGAACCUCGUCUCAUGGGCGUGUUGGAGCAACAGCAGCUGUUUACUCAGCUGCAAUUCUUGAAUACCUAACUGCAGAAGUCCUUGAACUUGCUGGGAAUGCAAGUAAAGAUCUGAAAGUGAAGAGAAUCACGCCAAGGCAUCUUCAACUAGCCAUCCGAGGGGAUGAGGAGCUUGACACUUUGAUCAAGGGAACAAUUGCAGGAGGAGGUGUGAUUCCUCACAUUCACAAGUCUCUCAUCAACAAGACCACCAAAGAAUAAGCAUCAAGCCUGUUUUGGUAACUGCUAAAAAUGUUGGGACAUUGGUUGAUAUUUAUUAUAAUCUAAACUAUAGUUGGUAGUUGGUAGUAGUAGUAGUAGUAGUAGAUCAAGUAAUAGCUGAUGGUAAUUGAUGUUUCCAGACAUGAAUGUUUAGCUAGUUUCUAUCUGGGUUAGUUUCAUUGAUUUCAAAUUUGUACUUUGUUUUUUGUUUUUAAAAGAUGUUUCAGCUUAUGUUCUUAAAUUAGGUUGCUCAUUGACUUGUUUUCAU